UCUCUCUUCCUCUCCUCCGGCCUCGUUCAGUCGCUCCGGUCUUUUUUUUUUUUUUUUUUUAGACCAGAUCAGAUGGCUUUUGAUUCCUGGCGGGAAGCACAUCCUGGAUUUUGAGGAGGCAGGAACAGCGCUCGGUGUUGCCUGAUUGGGCGCUGCCGGGAGUGUGUGUGUGUGUGUGUGUGUGUGUGUGUGUGUGUGUGUGUGUGUGUGUGUGUGUGUGUGUGUGUGUGUGUGGUGUGUGUGUGUGUGUGUGUGGUGUGACAGGGGGAAGGGGAGGCGGGCCGGGUGAGCGAAGCCAGAAAGGAAGCCAAACAUGGCCAGCGAGGACACGCUGGAGGAGCUGCCAGGGGACCAACCACCUGACCCCCCGGGUCCCGCUGAGCAGGGUGACGCAGACUCUUUGGGCGAUCCGGGCGGGCUGCCGGUGCUCCAGCAGCUCGGUCUGGACCAGAACUCCGACUUCUCCGACUCCAGCGUGCAGCAGCGCCUGGACGAGCACCGCGAGCGGAUCCGCAGGGAGAUCCGGCGGGAGCUGAAGAUCAAGGAGGGCGCGGAGAACCUGCGCCGGGCCACCACCGACAAGAGGAACGCCCAGCAGGUGGACUCGCAGCUCCGCAGCUCCAGCCGCAAGCUGGAGUCCCUCCACGCCCAGCUGCAGGAGCUGGACGCCCACAUCGUCGUCAAGGGCCCCGACGACAACAAAGAUGCUCCUAAGUCUCCGGACUCGCUCAACCGGACGUCGACCAACCAGCGGCGCAUCGCGGCCCUGGAGCGCCAGCUGAACAUCGAGCUCAAAGUCAAACAGGGAGCCGAGAACAUGAUCCCCAUCUAUGCCAACGGAGGCACUAAGGACAAGAAGCUUUUCCAGUCGGCUCAGCAGAUGCUGCAGGACAGCAAGACCAAGAUCGACAUCAUCCGCAUGCAGGUCCGGAAGGCCAUGCAGGCCACGGAGCAGUCCGAGGACAACCAAAGUACGCAUGACGGGGUGGAGCUGCGCGUGGAGGAGCUGUGGCAUCACUACCGCGUGGAGCACGCCAUGGCCGAGGGAGCCAAGAACAUGCUGCGCCUGCUGGGGGCGGGGAAGGUCCAGGACAAGAAGGCCAUAGCUGAGGCUCAGUGUGGUCUGAGCGAGUCGACCCAGCGUCUGGACCUGGUGCGCUGCUCCCUGGAGCAGCGUCUGCAGGAGCUCCCCGAGGACCACCCCAAGGCCUGUCUCAUCAAGGAGGAGCUGGUGCUCGCCUCGUCCUCGUCCUUCAGCGCCCGCCACAGCACCCCCUACGUCCACAACCAGUACAGCACCCUGAGCAAGCCCUCGCCGCUCACAGGUACUCUCCAGGUGCACCUCCUGGGCUGUGUGGGGCUGCUGGAGGUGAUCCCGGGGCGGACCAAAGGGAGCCCGCUGGUUCUUCCCUCGUACUCUGCGGCUGACGGACGCUCCUCCUUCAAACUGAGCGGCCUCUACAGCCGCAGCUCCAGCAGCAUGAGCCUGAAGAUCCCCGGCAAGACCGAGGAGCUCUCCUCGGAGGUGAGCGCCGUGCUGAAGCUGGAGAACACGGUGGUGGGUCAGACGGCGUGGAGGACGGUCGGAGAGCAGGCCUGGGACCAGAGCUUCACUCUGGAGCUGGAGCGGUCCAGGGAGAUGGAGAUCGCAGUGUACUGGAGAGAUUACCGCUCCCUGUGCGCUCUCAAGUACCUGAAGCUGGAAGAGUUCCUGGACAACCAGCGGCACCGAGUCCAGCUGGAGCUGGAGCCACAGGGGCUGCUGCUGGCCGAGGUGACUUUCUUUAACCCGGUAAUAGAGAGAGGCCGAAAACUCCAGAGGCAGAAGAAGGUCUUCUCCAAACAGCACGGGAAAGCCUUCGUGCGUGCUCGCCAGAUGAACGUGGACAUCGCCACCUGGGUCCGCCUGCUCAGGAACGCCAUCCCCAGUGGCAGCAACGCGCCGGCCUACACCCCCAGCUUCUCAAGCAGCACGCUCACACACAGCGCAGGAAUCUCCGUGGAGAAGCUGAAUCUGGGCAGCGACUCUCCCCCCAAAGCUGAUAUCCGGAGAGAUGUGGUGGACGCACCGGCUGCCUUGGUUUUGUUUUCUUACAUUCUGGCUUCUCGCAACUGCUUUGGCAACACAGCCCUGGGACCCAGCAGAGGCCCCCUCUGCCUUCAGGACUUCAAGCUGAUAGCCGUGCUCGGCAGAGGCCACUUCGGGAAGGUGCUGCUGUCGGAGUACAGAAGGACAUCCAGCCUGUACGCCAUCAAAGCCCUGAAGAAAGGGGACAUCGUAGCGAGGGAUGAAGUGGAAAGUCUGAUGUGUGAGAAGCGGAUCUUUGAAGCCGUCAACGGCUCCCACCACCCCUUCCUGGUCAACCUGUUUGCAUGUUUCCAGACGCCAGAACAUGUGUGUUUUGUCAUGGAGUACACGGCGGGAGGCGACCUCAUGAUGCACAUACAUGCCGACGUCUUUUCUGAGCCACGUGCUGUCUUCUACUCGGCUUGUGUGGUCCUGGGUCUGCAGUUCCUUCAUGACCAUAAGAUUGUGUAUAGGGACCUUAAACUGGACAACCUGCUGCUGGACACAGAGGGCUUUGUGAAGAUAGCGGACUUUGGGCUCUGUAAAGAAGGUAUGGGUUAUGGGGACCGGACCAGCACCUUCUGCGGGACCCCGGAGUUUCUGGCCCCGGAGGUGCUGACGGACACCUCGUACACCCGGGCGGUCGACUGGUGGGGGCUCGGGGUGCUCGUCUACGAGAUGUUGGUCGGAGAGUCUCCGUUCCCAGGUGACGAUGAGGAGGAGGUUUUCGACAGCAUUGUGAACGAUGAAGUGCGCUACCCUCGCUUCCUCUCCAGCGAAGCCAUCGGCGUAAUGAGACGGUUGUUGAGGAGGAAUCCCGAAAGACGACUGGGCUCGGGAGAAAAGGAUGCCGAAGAGGUCAAAAAACAACCGUUUUUCAGGGGCAUGGACUGGGAGGCUCUUCUCCAGAGGAAGGUCCCGCCCCCGUUCGUCCCGACGAUCGGAGGAAAAGAAGACGUCAGCAACUUCGACGUGGAGUUCACGGCCGAGGCUCCGACCCUGACGCCGCCCCGCGAGCGCCGCACCCUCUCCCGCAAGGAACAGGACUACUUCAAGGAUUUUGACUACGUCUCAGACCUCUGUUAGAGUCACAGGGUUCUCGGGGGUGGGGGGGGGGGGUCAGCUGCCCGCUGCCAGCCACAGACUCUGAUGGACUGAGAGGGGAGGGCGGCACCAGGAGAGAGGAACUCAUUGGUUGGUGAUGAGAGACGAGGAUCACUCUUAACUGUUGUGUGUUUGCGAUGGGAGGAAGAACUGGCCAGGGCCGUGUGUGUGUGUGUGUGUGUGUGUGUGUGUGUGUGUGUGUGUAUAAACGGGUAUCAAUUGAGUCUGAAAUCGCGUGUUGCACAUAUGCAGAUGCGUGACACUGCGUGACUUUUAGAGGAAGAGGACGUGGUGGUUAUGACAGAAGAUAAUCCAGAUUAUUGUGUGACUAAAUGGAAGACGAGGCGAUGGCUCAACACACAGGACUGAAAUGCUCAGAGAGCCUUUAAAUCAGGGGUCUCAAACUUAAUUUACUUGGGGGCCGCUGCAAGUAGAGUCUGGGUUUGGCUGGGCCGCAUCAAGUAUUCCCAAAAAACCCUCUAUUUCCUCAAAAAAAAGGCGUGGAACUGCCGGUUCUUUAAACCCCUAGAUCUGAUAUGGUUGGUGCAUUUCACAACAACAGACAUCACUUUGUCAAACCUCAGGCAUUUGCCGCAAAGGGUACUUAGCUAGCUUGACAACGGUUACGCCGCUGUCACGAGACUACUAUAGCCCAUAAGUGACAUGCGCAAUGACAAAAAGGUUUCAGAACGCGCGGGCCGCACUAACACUUAACUUUGAUGUCAAGAAGGGGGCCACAAAAUAUCAUCCCGCGGGCCGCAAUUGGCCCCCGGGCCGCGAGUUUGAGACCCAUGCUUUAAAUCAAUCAGUCAUUCUGCACCACCUGUGAGUUACCACACGGGGGAGCCAGAGGAGAGAGAAUAUUCUGCCUGUUUGUGUCACAAAAGAAAGCAGUGUGUGUGUGUGUGUGUGUGGGGUGUGUGGUGUGUGUGUGUGUGUGUGUGGUGUGUUUUGUGUGUGUGUGUGUGUGUGUGUUGUGUGUGUGUGUGUGUGUGUGUGUGUGUGUGUGUGUGUGUGUGUGUCGUGUGCUGAAUGUUAACAUAGGUCACCUCGUCAUCAUCUUCUCUUUCCGCUGUCUUUCGGUACAACAGAUUUUUUUUAACUACAAUCAGUUUUCAAUGACAAAGCUUUUACAAUUUUGUUCUUAUAUUUGUGAUUUACGUCCCCCCCCCCCCCCCCCCCCAUCCCCAAAUCUGUGUUUCCUCCUCUGUCAUUGCUGUGAAAUGUGUUGGAACUGUGACUCAGUAAAGAUGUGAACCCAACA
Messenger RNA from Etheostoma spectabile (orangethroat darter), 4436 nucleotides. RefSeq names its product protein kinase N1b (gene pkn1b). NCBI's taxonomy places the organism in Eukaryota, Metazoa, Chordata, Actinopteri, Perciformes, Percidae. Gene Ontology annotation, biological process: signal transduction; protein phosphorylation. The coding region runs from base 314 to 3154 and encodes 946 amino acids. Gene Ontology annotation, molecular function: ATP binding; small GTPase binding; protein serine/threonine kinase activity. The transcript is spliced from 22 exons. The record is from RefSeq and is a predicted model, not a curated record.